AUGGAUUUUGAACAUGGUUAUGAGGGAACUUCCAUCAGAACUCUGAUAAAACUGUUCGAGAUCGAUCAAAAAGAAGUAAUCGUCUUUGACAACAGUGAGUUUUAUGGCACUACGAGCUCACCAUCAGACCUAGCAACAUCGAAAUAUGUAAAAAACAUUAAAAUUAAUAAAAUGAGUGAGCCCAAGUGCCUGGUAGAGACAACACCGCAAUUAUUUCGUACGAAUGGUUGUCUAAUAUCCAGGCUUGAGGAGCUUGAUCUGUUGCUGAACAUAGAUUUUGUUGAAAUUUACGACCAUCUGUACAUUGAUGAAGACCUGACAGUGUAUAAAGUACCGUACUUUGAUUAUGAAAUAGUAAAAUCAAAGUGGUUAUCGGCACAAGAAAAGAAUGCUUACUUCUAUUUUGUACACAGUUGUUUAAAAUAUGAGGAGUUUAGAGCGGCCAUGAGUGACGAAUCGUUACGUAUCUUUAAUAAUUCCCUGAGCAUCCAAACAUACGAGAACUGUGUUCCGAAUUACUUAUCAUCGUUUGGUAAUCCCCCGUUUUCCUAUCCAAUAUACGGUUUAAGAGAAAUAUCCGACCAGUUGUCCCGAAUGCUGUCCUUUAGGAACGUUUCAUUUUACGUAAACAAGGAUGUAAAGUGCACACAGAUGAGCAACCACUACGAAAUCAGCGGUAUUCAUGGCAGUGCAACGUUUAAAAAGCGCAAGAAUGGAACAAACAUUGGUGCCGUACAUAAAUUAUUUUACUUUCGGGUUUUGCUAUUGAAACAGCCGUUUAUACUUCCCCUUUUUUUCGGUGUUAUAACGAUAAAUAAGAAGGUGGUGAAUGUAAUAGCUGUUGAUUGUAGUGUGAAGGUGUGCCCGCCAGACACCUUCCUGGUGUAUUUUUACUCUGAUCAUGAACUUCCGGCUCAGUUACUGCCACACUUGAAAAUAGAAGAUGAGAAUGUACUUAAUGAUGCGUGUUUCAACAACAGAGACGAGUUUAGCUGGUCCUUUUCAUGA
Messenger RNA from Vavraia culicis subsp. floridensis, 1008 nucleotides. RefSeq lists its product as uncharacterized. NCBI's taxonomy places the organism in Eukaryota, Fungi, Microsporidia, Pleistophoridae. The transcript has a single exon. Gene Ontology annotation, biological process: vesicle-mediated transport; small GTPase-mediated signal transduction. Gene Ontology annotation, molecular function: GDP-dissociation inhibitor activity. Gene Ontology annotation, cellular component: cytoplasm. The record is from RefSeq and is a predicted model, not a curated record. The coding region runs from base 1 to 1008 and encodes 335 amino acids.